Messenger RNA from Trematomus bernacchii (emerald rockcod), 1366 nucleotides. Its product is annotated as potassium voltage-gated channel subfamily KQT member 5-like. NCBI's taxonomy places the organism in Eukaryota, Metazoa, Chordata, Actinopteri, Perciformes, Nototheniidae. Gene Ontology annotation, molecular function: voltage-gated potassium channel activity. Gene Ontology annotation, cellular component: membrane. The record is from RefSeq and is a predicted model, not a curated record. Gene Ontology annotation, biological process: potassium ion transport; transmembrane transport.
UUCUGGUGGUGUUGUCUGAGCUGUGGCUUUCUCUGCCCGAUGCGUAAAAGCGAGAAUGGUCCGGGGCAGCACCGGCACCGGCAGCCUCAACACACUUUGACAGAAAGAAGCAAGACGGAGAGUGAGGGUAAGAAAGAGAGUGAGGGAGGGUGGGAGAGAGCCCUCCCCCAGCCAAGUGUUUCCAAUGGAUCCACUCCUUCAUAACCCCACUCUUCUCCAGCUUUUCGCAGAUGGCCAAAGUUCCCAAACAGCACGGUGGAUCUGCUCACAGGAUGACAGGAUGAGAGCAGCUAGUUAACUCUUUAACCACUGCUUUGUUUUACUUGCUGUAUAGUGAAAGUAGUCAAACACCCUCUGGCGCACGAGGCUACAUGUGUUUGCGUGCGCUGGUGAUGCCAUGCCGCGCAGUCACACCGGAGACGAGAGCAGCGGCACUGGGCUCUGGCUGAAGACCUCGACUGGAAGCAGGGCGCAGGACAACGCACUGAAAGAUGUGGAGUCUGGGCGCAGGGCAAUGAAUAACGCGGGGCGAGUAGGUGACGGUCUCCUGUCUCCCUCCACGGCAGGUGCGUUGGGGUCGGAGAGGAAGCAGGGAGCCCGGCUCAGCCUGCUCGGGAAGCCGCUGAUCUACAGCGCGCAGAGCGGCCGCAGGAACGCGCGAUACCGGCGGCUCCAGAAUUACCUCUACAACGUGUUGGAGAGACCGAGGGAAUGGGCGUUCGUCUACCAUGCGUUUGUGUUCAUCCUGGUGUUUGGGUGUCUGGUUCUCUCUGUGUUUUCCACCAUCCCUGCUCACCAGGAAUUCUCUGCUCACUGCCUGCUCAUCCUGGAGUUUGUGAUGAUUGUAGUGUUUGGUCUGGAGUACAUCAUCAGGAUAUGGAGUGCCGGAUGCUGCUGCCGCUACCGAGGCUGGCAGGGACGCCUCCGCUUCGCCAGGAAACCCUUCUGUGUCAUAGACAUCAUCGUACUCAUCGCCUCGGUUGCUGUGGUUUCGGCCGGUAGUCAGGGCAACAUCGUUGCCACCUCUGCGCUGCGAAGCCUGCGUUUCCUGCAGAUCCUGCGCAUGGUGCGCAUGGACCGGAGGGGGGGCACCUGGAAGCUGCUGGGGUCUGUAGUUUUAUUGCACAUAGAGCUGGUGACUGCCUGGUACAUUGGGUUCCUGGUGUUAAUCUUCUCCUCGUUCUUGGUCUAUCUGGUGGAGAAAGAAUUCAACCAAGAGUUUGCCACGUACGCCGACGCUCUGUGGUGGGGAACGAUCACCCUGACAACCAUCGGCUACGGUGACAAGACCCCGCAGACGUGGACGGGACGGUUGUUAUCCGCCGGGUUUGCUCUGCUGGGGAUUUCCUUCUUCGCUCUGCCAGCU